Messenger RNA from Pyrgilauda ruficollis (rufous-necked snowfinch), 696 nucleotides. It is a transcript of the gene CDS2, whose product is annotated as CDP-diacylglycerol synthase 2. Gene Ontology annotation, cellular component: endoplasmic reticulum membrane. The transcript has 6 exons. Gene Ontology annotation, molecular function: phosphatidate cytidylyltransferase activity. The coding region runs from base 82 to 690 and encodes 202 amino acids. The record is from RefSeq and is a predicted model, not a curated record. NCBI's taxonomy places the organism in Eukaryota, Metazoa, Chordata, Aves, Passeriformes, Passeridae.
CUCCGCACUAUUGGCCGGCGGCCGUUCUGCCGGUGCGGUGUCUCCCCCUGGCGGCGGCGGCGCGGCGGGCGCGGGUCCGGCAUGAGCGAGGCGCGGCUGAGGGCCGGGCGCGGCCCCGGCGGGGCCCGGGACCCCCAGGACAAGGAGUCAGAGUCUGAGAGCAGGCUGGAUGGAGAGACAGCGUCAGACAGCGAGAGCAAGUCUGAGUUCGGGGGGUCCUCCCCAGUGCCAACCUCAGAUGACACCCCAGAGGUGCUGAACAGGGCCCUCUCCAACCUGUCCUCGAGAUGGAAGAACUGGUGGGUGAGAGGCAUCCUCACGCUGGCAAUGAUCACCUUCUUCUUCAUCAUCAUCUACCUGGGCCCCAUGGUCUUGAUGACAAUAGUGAUGUGUGUGCAGAUCAAAUGUUUCCACGAGAUCAUCACCAUCGGCUACAACGUGUACCACUCCUACGACCUGCCCUGGUUCAGGACACUCAGCUGGUAUUUCCUGCUGUGUGUGAAUUAUUUCUUCUACGGGGAGACAGUGACAGAUUAUUUCUUCACGCUGGUGCAGAGGGAGGAGCCGCUGCGGAUCCUCAGCAAAUACCAUCGCUUCAUCUCCUUCGCCCUCUACCUGACAGGGUUCUGCAUGUUUGUGCUGAGCCUGGUGAAGAAGCACUACCGCCUGCAGUUCUACAUGGUGAGCUGAGCCCGG